Molecule: messenger RNA, 1722 nt
Organism: Aspergillus fischeri NRRL 181
Lineage: Eukaryota; Fungi; Ascomycota; Eurotiomycetes; Eurotiales; Aspergillaceae
Product: putative tannase
Exons: 1
Coding region: 1-1722 (573 amino acids)
Source: RefSeq, a predicted model, not a curated record
AUGCGUCCCUCUACCUGGAUUCCCUUCACCGUGGGCCUGGCCGUUGUGACCCAUGCAGCGACUCCGUCAACACUGGAGGAGCUCUGCACUGUUUCUUAUCUUCAAAAUGUGUUGCCUCCAUCCAAGUUCAUCCAGGGCAUCACAAUUGACUCAGACUCUCUCACGACCAGCGUGGUGACCAAGAGCACUGUCAGCAGCUUUGACUACCCUACGGCGAUGAUCGACUAUUGCAAUGUCACCCUGGCCUACUCGCACGAUGGCAUCGACGGCGACCGAGUCCUACUCCAAAUAUGGCUACCAGCUCCUACCAACUUCCAAAACCGAUGGUUGUCUACCGGAGGGGGUGGUUAUGCCAUCAAUUCCGGAGCGCGCAUGCUCCCUGAGGGUAUCAUCUACGGUGCGGCGUCUGGACUCACGGACGGUGGGUUUGGGGGCUUCUCGGUCAAUGCCGACAGCGCUAUGUUGCUGGCCAACGGCACACUGAACUAUGAGGCGCUGUACAUGUUCGGGUACAAGGCUCACCGGGAACUUAGCUUGAUUGGCAAGGCCAUCACGCGGAAUGUCUACGGCAUGGCCGAUAGUGAGAAGCUCUACGCCUACUACCAUGGAUGCUCCGAGGGUGGCCGUGAGGGCUGGAGCCAAGUGCAGCGCUAUGGAGAUGAAUGGGAUGGGGCCAUUAUUGGGGCUCCAGCGUUUCGUUGGUCGUUCCAGCAGACCCAGCACCUCUUCUCGAAUAUUGUUGAAAAGACUCUCGACUACUAUCCCCCGCCCUGCGAGCUGGAGAGGAUUGUGAAUGAGACUAUCGUCGCAUGUGAUCCCCUGGAUGGCAGGACUGACGGUGUAGUGGCUAGAACCGAUCUUUGCUUGCUGCGUUUUGAUCCGAAAGUUAUCGUGGGCAAGAAGUACUCCUGCACCGCGUCUGCCACCGCGCCGGCCCAGAGUGGCACUGUUUCAGCCAAGGCAGUCGAGGUCGCCAAAACCAUCAUUAACGGACUGCAUGAUACCCAGGGCCGUCGUGUGUACUUCUCCUACCAGCCCAGCGCCGCAUUUGACGAUGCUCAGACGCAGUACAACACCACCACUGGCAAGUGGGAGCUGUCUAUCAACCAACUCGGGGGCGAACACAUUGCACUGCUGGUGAACAAGAACGGCACAACUCUGGACAGUCUGGACGGGAUCACCUACGACACGUUGAAAGACUGGAUGAUUUCGGGCAUGCAGGAGUACUACAGCACCCUGCAAACUACCUGGCCUGAUCUAACACCAUUCCACCACGCUGGCGGCAAAGUGAUACACUACCAUGGCGACGCUGACUUCAGCAUUCCCACUGCUUCGUCGAUCCGCUACUGGGAGUCGGUCCGGAGUACCAUGUACGGCAACCUGUCGUACAAAGCUGGUGCUAACGCUCUGAAUGAAUGGUACCGCUUGUACACUGUGCCAGGUGCCGGCCACUGCUCGACCAACGAUGCCAUGCCCAAUGGUCCGUGGCCUCAGACCAACCUCGCUACCAUGAUUGAAUGGGUCGAAAAGGGAGUGACACCGGUCACCCUGAAUGCAACAGUGCUCCAGGGGGAGUAUGAAGGCGAGAACCAGCAGCUCUGCGCGUGGCCAUUGCGCCCUCUCUGGAAGAACAACGGAAAGACCCUAGACUGUGUCUAUGACCAGGCGUCCAUCGACAGCUGGCACUAUGAUUUGGAUGCAGUUCCUAUGCCUGUAUAUUAG